This is a messenger RNA of Xenopus laevis (African clawed frog), 3058 nucleotides long. RefSeq names its product caudal type homeobox 1 L homeolog (gene cdx1.L). Gene Ontology annotation, molecular function: DNA-binding transcription factor activity, RNA polymerase II-specific; DNA-binding transcription factor activity; DNA binding. The record is from RefSeq and is a predicted model, not a curated record. Gene Ontology annotation, biological process: regulation of DNA-templated transcription; cell differentiation; regulation of transcription by RNA polymerase II. The transcript is spliced from 3 exons. Lineage: Eukaryota; Metazoa; Chordata; Amphibia; Anura; Pipidae. Bases 151 to 942 code for a protein of 263 amino acids. Gene Ontology annotation, cellular component: nucleus.
CAGGACAGGGAGGUGCCUCCCAUAGUGAUUUUUAGAGAGCUGCCAAGGAAGGUGAAGGGAUCACUCAACCAGGAAGAAGUAGCUCAGAGCUGAAGGAAACUCCAGAGACUCAGAAGAGGCACAUUAUGUGCACACGACUUCUUGGCAAAGAUGUACGUGGGUUAUCUUUUGGAUAAGGACAACAACAUGUACCCCAAUCCUGUCAGGCACCCCAGCCUCAAUUUAAAUCCUCAGAACUAUGUACCUGCACCCCCUCAGUAUUCUGAUUUCCCCAGCUAUCAUCAUGUCCCUGGGAUUAACAGUGAUCCACACCACGGGCAACCAGGUGGCACCUGGAGCUCUUAUAACCCCAGCAGAGAAGACUGGUACCCCUAUGGACUAGGACCUGUUGCUUCUUCAGCUAAUCCAACACAGAUCGCUUUCAGUCCCACUGACUAUAAUCCCGUGCAGCCAGCAGGAUCUGUACUUCUACCUCCUUCUAUAAAUUCUUCUGUUCCCCCUCUGUCCCCCAGUGCACAAAGGCGCAACCCCUAUGAAUGGAUGAGGCACACAGGGGUCCCCAACAACACCACCACCAACAAUGGUAAGACAAGAACAAAAGAUAAGUAUCGUGUGGUCUAUACAGACAUCCAGCGCCUUGAAUUAGAAAAGGAAUUUCAUUACAGCCGAUAUAUAACGAUCCGCAGGAAGGCGGAACUGGCAGCUGCACUGGUGUUAACGGAACGGCAGGUAAAAAUCUGGUUCCAAAAUCGUAGAGCAAAAGAAAGGAAGGUAAACAAGAAAAAAAUGCAGCAGCAAAGUCAACAGGCCCCCACAACCACUCCAACCCCACCAUCAGUUGGUACCACUGCUGGAAUGGGAGGGCUUUGUAGCAGCAGCAGCAGCUAUAGCAAUUUGGUAUCUCCAUCCUCAAUGCCUAGCAAGGAAGAAUAUCAUUCGUAAGGUAUCAGCAGUCAGUGCACGUUUCUGGAGAACUUGCUGCCAGCCAGUUUUCUCAAAGGAGAACCAUCAAAUUAAUUUCCCCAGCUACAGAAUGCUGCAAGACAGGACUGGUGAACUUUAAUUGUGGAUCUAGCAGCAGUUUACUCUAUCACUGCAGAGCAGACAGUAAUCAUGCCCUACAUGUAUAAAUAGAGAAAAUCGCUCUGUGUGUACUUUAUUGCCCAGGAAUUGGACUUUAUCUUCUCUUCAUUCUUGUUACUGAAUACUUAAUGAAAGGCCUAAUUGAAAAGGCAUAUUUUUUACGUGCUUAACAGUAGCAUAUUUUUUUUUCUUUUUGAUAAAAAAGCAUUUUUGUAUAAUUUCCAAGUAGGGCAUCUCCAUAAGUGAUAAAGUAGAAUUUUAUUUCUUGAUCACAGCCUUGUCUUAUAUUGUAAUCUCCAUUCUCCAUAUGAUUCCAGCUGAGCCAACAUCACUCCCAAAGAAAGGAAAACAAAACUGAUUCCUGUCUUAUCACUUUAAACAAUAUGUAAGAAAUGAAGGAGUGCUGAUUUGUGUUUCAAACUCUUCUUUUACUUGUUCUAACUUGUGUGUAUGUAUAUGUAUAUAUACAUUUAUAGGUACUGUUUAUAAACUGCAUCUAGACUGAUUUGAAGAGUGCAGUCAUCUUUGGACUUAGGGGUAGGGUCACGGUCUAUGCCAGGUUGGAGUACAUGUUAUCCUAAUGGAAUCUGCACCUCCCUGUCUUCCUAACACACCAAUGUAUUUACAAACGUAUUCCAGAAAGCCCAUGGCUGUCACCAGUUUUGACCCCACAUUUGUAAGAAUAUUGAAAAAAAUAUGUUUAUUAUUUACAUUUCUAUUCAGUCACACACAAACAAAAAGAGUUUGCUAAUUCAGAUUUUUUUUUUUAGAACACUCUGACCCAACAUGCAUGCCCAGGGUGCUCUGUGCUGAACUAAUAGAUCUAUUCUUUAGUGGCUAGUUUGUCUUUUAAUAUCCAUGGUUAGAUUGGCCAAAGAAGCAGUGAAUGAAUUCAGCAAUGAGACCAAACAGCUGUUUUUACCAUAUGUUUCCACCUUUAGAGCAGGUUUAAAGAUUCUAUGGUUGAUCAGAAUUUAUCAAAAUAAAAUAGCAAACUAUUAAUUUAACUAUUGGAAUUAUUGUAUAUAUAAUAAUAUAUAUUGCCAGUCUUCUACGAAGGUAUUACUGGUCCCGUAAUAGCCAUUUUCCAUUUAGCAGCCUGUCCACCAGUUCAUUAUCAUGUUCCACAGGCCUUCCAUUGUGUUUGUAACUAUUUAAGGCAGAAGAAAGUAUAGCCUAGUCAUCCAAGAGGCAUGUCCUGACAAAUUUGGGCCAUAAAUUACAUUUUCUAUAACAAGGGAGAUUUUCCUAGGUUUUUACUAACCCUUAAACAUAAAUACUAUAGGCAAAGCAAAGUCUGCAUUCAGAAUUAGGUGGCCAUACAUAGCAUGAUGUGCCAAGUUCCAAUUUAACCUGCAUACAUGGAUUGCCAUUUUGCAGUGGGCAAUGACUACAUGUCUGAGCAUUUCCAGGUCGGUGAUGACCUGAUACAGUAUAUGCUAUAUGAAUUGGGUCAUCUGUCUGCCUAGAGUUUAACUGAUUGUUUUAAGGGCCACAUCAUACAGUAUAUAAAUAUCAUACAGUUUUACAUUCAACAUCCUCUACAAGUAUGGCUUGCUUUACAAAUCAUUUUAUAGCAAUAAGUAAAAACCCUGCAACUGAAGAACCAUUUAAAACUAUCCUCUUAAUAUUUCCAUUUGAAAAGUACAAAUGUAAAUGUUAAUAACUGAAAUUAACCCUUUAAAUUAAUUUAAUAAAUCGUUUGUGGAUUCAUUUGACCAUAUACAGUAAGACUCUUUGAAUGUUAAUAAUACGGAACUAUAAUAUUUAUAAUAAUAGCUCAUAUUCACUAACUUCAUAAACCAGAGACAGCACAUUUUCGUUCAUAUAUGUUUCAUGGGCUAAAACUGGGACUUUCUGUAUUUUGGGGGAUUUACUCCGCAUUAUAAAUGUUAAUUUUUAUGAGCUCUUUUUCUUUGCUAACAUAUGGAUCUUUUGAGGUCAAAUAAUAAAUCUAUUUAUUUUUUGGUGUAAA